AUGGAACGCUUUGGCAAAGUGACCCUUGCAAUCCAUAAUUUGGAACCAGCAGUGGCUAUGCACCACCUCAUAACGGCCCUAAAGCCAGGACCUUUUGUUAAUAGCAUCUGUAAAAAAUCACCUGUCGACCUAGACGAGUUAAGAAGUCAGGCUGCAAAGUAUAUGCAAAUGGAAGAGUUAUCUGAAUACCGAAACCAGGUGCGGAUGGACCAGGGGUCCAAUUCAAAAAAUACAGAUAGGAGAGAAAUUUUCAAGUCUAGGCAAGAAAAUAAGAAGAGAAGAAAUGAACCUGAAAGGCUGCCCAGGGGACCCAAAUAUCCUUCCUACACUACGCUCAACACUAAUCGGUCUAGAGUACUAGAUCAAGCAUUGGCUACAGAAAUACUGAGAAUGUCUAGACGCACCAACACCCCUCCUCGGGCAGAUAAAAGCAAAGCUUGCCGAUACCAUCAGAACAGGGGUCAUACCAUUGAAGAGUGCACCGCGCUGAAAGAUAAAAUUGAGGAAUUAAUAAAGGAAGGACAUUUAAAAGAUUUUGUGCAGACAAAUCUCGUCGGUCAAUCCAAUAAAGGAAGAGACCGUUACCCUAAGCUAUCAAGGAGAUACGAUGACAAGAGACUUGAACGACAGAGGAGUAAGUCCAGGGAACCUCCAACUGGACGGUACCAUGAGCGUGAGAAGUACCCUAAAAGGGUCAUUAAUACCAUAGCUGAAGGGUUUGCCGGUGGCGAAACUACCCAUUCGGCCAGAAAAAGACAUUUGAGGCAAGUCAGAUCAGUCAACAAUAUCACACUUGGUAGCAGGAUUUGGAUUCCCCCUAUUACAUUUACUGAUGAAGACUUUCAAGGAGUGGAUCCUAUACAAGACGACCCUAUGGUUAUAAGUGUAGCCAUUCUCAACUGCACUGUCCGGAAAACACUCAGAGAUCAGGGGAGUUCAGCCGACAUCCUUUACUGA
Messenger RNA from Abrus precatorius (Indian licorice), 957 nucleotides. RefSeq lists its product as uncharacterized. Lineage: Eukaryota; Viridiplantae; Streptophyta; Magnoliopsida; Fabales; Fabaceae. The record is from RefSeq and is a predicted model, not a curated record. The coding region runs from base 1 to 957 and encodes 318 amino acids. The transcript has a single exon.